ACUGGACACCAUACUAUGUUCAAAUGCGGAUGUGGAACACAUUUGUAACCAUUAGGUUUACGCUUGUAACAUGUACAGCCCUUUAUGGUACAGCCAAACACCAUAGCAUUUCGGUUUUUUUAACCCAAUUCUUACUGCUAAAUAAACCACUUGGUUUGAUAUUGGUGACUAGUAAGAAAGUAAGGUACGAGAGCGGAUGGUGGUGCAGCGACACAUUGUAUCCAAACAACAAAUCUAAUCUGUGAGCUCAAUGUCCUCGCCAACUACUGCUAGCUAGCUAGAUACUUGUAGAGAAAUAACCCAUGGCUAAAUAAGGAUUCUUUAGCUAGGUCACUUUAAUUACAUUAAUUCAAUUCUUGCUGUUAUCAUCUGUAGAAUGUCAGAUAUUGAAGACGAUUGGGAGGAAGAGGAGCAGUUGGUUGUGGUAGAGCUCUCUGGUAUUAUCAACUCAGAUUUCCUGACGAAGUGCCAAGGGGGAACUUGCAAGAUACUAGACAUUGAUAGCGAGCGGCCAAUUAUGCAAGUAGGACCAUAUGUUUUUGCAGGGGAAUAUGAAGAUUUCUUGGGGACCUGUGUACUGUUUCAGGAGGAAAACAUUACUAGACAGGACACAGACGCUGGCCCUCAGCUGAAGUACAAAUGCCACACCGGGAAAAAACUGAUGAUGCAACGUAUCUUCCUAUCUGAGAAGAAAGAGGGAGAAACCAGCUCGGAAAAACUUGACGAGCCACUACCAUGUGACGUAAAGAAUGCGGAGACCCCCUCUCACUCCGCCAAGGGUGCAGAGCAGACGGGUAAUGUGGAGGAAACGGGACAACAAACCACAGAAGAAGGAGAAAUGCAUCAGGAUUUAGGGAGUUGACCAAACAUUAGACACUGCUGAGAUCAGUCACUGACAGCCCUGUGACCUGGACGACGAGGAGCAUACAGAAGGAUUGGCAAGAGCCUGACAGACGACAUAUAGAAAACUGUCCUUGACUGAAUGGUCUAGGAAAGAGUGUUUAGUUUCUCUUGCCUGGUGCACCUAGUGACUUUGUUUUACAAACAAUGUCUCUGUGACAGCUGUUAGCCAGACAGUGCUCAUGACUGACAAGGUGUGUCAAUGUAGCUUCAUGUGGCUACCAAAAAUAUAUAUUUGUCUUGAUUGUGGAACAGGAAAUACAUGAAUAACUGAAGAUUUUUCCUUUCCAUUUUGAUGUUUAAACUGAUUGUGAUACACCACAGCUUGAACAUAUGUUUUAGGGAAUGCCUAAAGUAGUUGGUUAGUUUUGUGGUAUUGCCUUCAGCCCACACAGUAUAUGAUUACUGCAGAACAUUAGCAGUACCUUAAUAUUGUAUAUUGUAUUGAAACCAUUGAUGUUGAAAUAAAUACACCUGAACUUGU
Messenger RNA from Hypomesus transpacificus, 1384 nucleotides. RefSeq names its product general transcription factor IIIC, polypeptide 6, alpha (gene gtf3c6). The transcript has 6 exons. NCBI's taxonomy places the organism in Eukaryota, Metazoa, Chordata, Actinopteri, Osmeriformes, Osmeridae. Gene Ontology annotation, cellular component: transcription factor TFIIIC complex. Gene Ontology annotation, biological process: transcription by RNA polymerase III. The coding region runs from base 377 to 862 and encodes 161 amino acids. The record is from RefSeq and is a predicted model, not a curated record.